AAAAUGAAUGUAAAAAAACCUUCUAAUUCUUCGAAUAAACUUUGCGUGCUGUGUCUCUGUGUGGGGCGGUCUCUCAAUGUUGUCCCAGAAGACAAGAUCCUGAAAUACUACGUGGACUCUCUGCGAGAGAUACCUUUACAUAGAGUAUCAUCAGUUCUACCAGUGUGUUGGGAGUGCGAAAUACUGCUGAAGAGGGCGGUACAGCUCAGAGAGCAGGUCCAGGAUUCUCACAGGAUACUGCAAACUAACACUAAAGAGUAUAUAAACAAACAUUUACCGACUGAAGUGUCAAGGAAGUCAUGUUUGAAGACCACCAAGAACGAGCCCAUCGCGAUAUCGCCGAAACUGAAUUGUUCUAGAAGAUCAAAUGCUCGUGUACGUUUUAAAGAUGAAGCUGAAAACGAAGGAAAAACGAAGAAUCGUCGAGAAUCUUCUACCACCAACCCCCCAGACGUGAUCCAAGAAUUCAUUAGUUCUGUUGAUCACCAACAACAAGAUAACUUGGCAAACGUCAAGAGUGUGCCGAAGAGGAAACCUCAACGUCGGGCUCAGAAGAAAUCAAAGACAAAGAGUAAGAUAAGUUUGGACAAAGAGAAAUUCACCGAGUGCUUCCUCAAUGAAGUGCCGCAUGAAACGAGCGACAUUUGCAAUCCGACGGACGUACAGAUCGUGUUUAUGCAAAAUGAAGAUAUAAAUGAAAAUUCCACCGAGUGCUUCCUCAGUGAAGUGCCGCAUGAAACGAGCGACAUUUGCAAUCCGACGAAUGUACAAAUAGUGUCUGUACAAGAUGAAAAUAUAAAUGAAAAUUCCACCGAGUGCUUUCUCAAUGAAGUGCCGCAUGAAACGAGCGACAUUUGCAAUCCGACGAAUGUGCAAAUAGUGUCUUUACAAAAUGAAGAUAUAAAUGAAAACCCCACCGAGUGCUUCCUCAAUGAAGUGCCGCAUAAAACGAGCGACAUUUGCAAUCCGACGAACCUACAGAUCGUGUUUGUGCAAAACGAAGAUAUAAAUGGAAAUUCCACCGAGUGCUUCCUCAAUGAGGUGCCGCAUGAAACGAGCGACAUUUGCAAUCCGACGGACGUACAGAUCGUGUUUAUGCAAAAUGAAGAUAUAAAUGAAAAUUCCACCGAGUGCUUCCUCAGUGAAGUGCCGCAUGAAACGAGCGACAUUUGCAAUCCGACGAAUGUACAAAUAGUGUCUGUACAAGAUGAAAAUAUAAAUGAAAAUUCCACCGAGUGCUUCCUCAAUGAAGUGACGCAUGAAACGAGCGAUAUUUGCAAUCCGAUGAAUCCACAGAUCGUGUUUGUGCAAAAUGAAGAUAUAAAUGGAAAUUCCACCGAGUGCUUCCUCAAUGAGGUGCCGCAUGAAACGAGCGACAUUUGCAAUCCGACGGACGUACAGAUCGUGUUUAUGCAAAAUGAAGAUAUAAAUGAAAAUUCCACCGAGUGCUUCCUCAGUGAAGUGCCGCAUGAAAUGAGCGACAUUUGCAAUCCGACGAACGUAGAGAUCGUGUUUGUGCAAAAUGAAGAUAUAAAUGAAAAUUCCACCGAGUGCUUCCUCAAUGAAGUGCUGCAUGAAAUGAGCGACAUUUGCAAUCCGACGAACGUAGAGAUCGUGUUUGCACAAGCUGAAGAUAUAAAUGAAAAUUCUGGGCGCGUGAACCAAGAUUUGAUCAGUUCUGUUGAUCACCAACAACAAGAUGCCGUAGUAAACGCCAAGAGUGUGUUUAGGGAGAAAUUCCAACGUUGGUCUCCAAAGAAAUUGAAGACAAAGAGUAAGAUAAGCUUGGACAAAGAGAAAUUCACCACAUGCUUCGUCGAUGAUUUGCCGCGUGCAACGAGCGACAUUUGCAAUCCGACGAACGCACACAGCGUAUUUGUACAAGAUGAAGAUAAAAAUGAAAAUUCUGGCCGCGUGAACCAAGAUUUGAUCAGUUCUGUUGAUCACCAACAACAAGAUGCCUUGGUAAACGUCAGGAGUGUGCCAAAGAGGAAUUCCCAACAUAGGUCUCCAAAGAAAUUGAAGACAAACAGUAUGAAAAGUUUGGACAAAAAUAAAUUCACCGCAUGCUUCAUCAGUGAUUUGCCUUGUGUUGUGACAAGACGCAUUAAAAAACGGAAGAACCUACAGAGAGCAUUUGUACAAGUUGACGAUAAAAAUGAAAAUUCUGGCCGCGAUAUACAAAUCUCGGACGAUUGUGUAAUAGACGCGAAUUACGCUGAUGACUCUGCAGAAAAAAUGGGAUGGAAAGAAAAGAAAAAUGGCGUCCGCGAUAAACUUAGUGAAUCUAAGGGAGAUAUUGAAACCGCCUUCGAGGAUGAUGAUUUAAACGAAUAUUUACAGACCGAAGUAUCCAGUCCACCGAGUUUGAAAAUCUCCAACAACAAGCCCACCGCGAUAUCGUCGAACGCGGAUUGUUCUGGAACUCCAAAUGCUAGCGUAGACUUAAAAGAUAAAGCCAAAAACGAAGUGAACCAAGAUUUGAUCAGUUCUGUUGAUCACCAACAACAAGAUGCCUUGGUAAACGUCAGGAGUGUGCCAAAGAGGAAUUCCCAACAUAGGUCUCCAAAGAAAUUGAAGACAAACAGUAUAAUAAGUUUGGACAAAAAUAAAUUCACCGCAUGCUUGGUCAAUGAAUUGCCGCGUGCAAAGAGCGACAUUAGCAAACCGAAGAACCUACAGAGUGCAUUUGUACAAGAUGAAGAUAAAAAUGAAGAUUCUGGCCGCGAUAUUCAAAUCUCGGACGAUUGUGUAGAUGCGGACUUCGCAGAUGACUUUGUAGAAAAAAAUGGAUUUAGUGGGUCCAAGGAAGAUAUCGAAACCGCCUUCGAGGAUGACGAUUUAAAUGAAUAUUUGCAGACCGAAGUAUCCAGUCCACCGAGUUUGAAAAUCUCCAACAACAAGCCCACCGCGAUAUCGUCGAACGCGGAUUGUUCUGGAAGUCCAAAUGCUAGCGUAGACUUAAAAGAUAAAGCCAAAAACGAAGUGAACCAAGAUUUGAUCAGUUCUGUUGAUCACCAACAACAAGAUGCCUUGGUAAACGCCAGGAGUGUGCCAAAGAGGAAUUCCCAACAUAGGUCUCCAAAGAAAUUGAAGACAAACAGUAUAAUAAGUUUGGACAAAAAUAAAUUCACCUCAUGCUUGGUCAAUGAAUUGCCGCGUGCAAAGAGCGACAUUAGCAAACCGAAGAACCUACAGAGUGCAUUUGUACAAGAUGAAGAUAAAAAUGAAGAUUCUGGCCGCGGUGAGUAUAGCGAUGAUAUUCAAAUCUCGGACGAUUGUGUAGAUGCGGACUUCGCAGAUGACUUUGUAGAAAAAAAUGGAUUUAGUGGGUCCAAGGAAGAUAUCGAAACCGCCUUCGAGGAUGACGAUUUAAAUGAAUAUUUGCAGACCGAAGUAUCCAGUCCACCGCGUUCAAAAAUCACCAACAACAAGCCCACCGCGAUAUCGUCGAACGCGGAUUGUUCUGGAAGUCCAAAGGCUAGCGUAGACUUAAAAGAUAUAGCCAAAAACGAAGUGAACCAAGAUUUGAUCAGUUCUGUUGAUCACCAACAACAAGAUGCCUUGGUAAACGCCAGGAGUGUACCAAAGAGGAAUUCCCAACAUAGGUCUCCAAAGAAAUUGAAGACAAACAGUAAAAUAAAUUUGGACAAAAAUAAAUUCACCGCAUACUUCAUCGGUGAUUUGCCUUGUGUAACGAGACGCAUUAAAAAACGGAAGAACCUACAGAGAGCAUUUGUACAAGAUGACGAUAAAAAUGAAAAUUCUGGCCGCGAUAUACAAAUCUCGGACGAUUGUGUAAUAGACGCGGAUUACGCUGAUGACUCUGCAGAAAAAAUGGGAUGGAAAGAAAAGAAAAAUAGCGUCCCCAAUAAAUUUAGUGGACGUAACGGAGAUAUUGAAACUGCCUUCGAGGAUGAUGAUUUAAACGAAUAUUUACAGACCGAAGUAUCCAGUCCACCGAGUUUGAAAAUCUCCAACAACAAGCCCACCGCGAUAUCGUCGAACGCGGAUUGUUCUGGAAGUCCAAAUGCUAGCGUAGACUUAAAAGAUAAAGCCAAAAACGAAGUGAACCAAGAUUUGAUCAGUUCUGUUGAUCACCAACAACAAGAUGCCUUGGUAAACGCCAGGAGUGUGCCAAAGAGGAAUUCCCAACAUAGGUCUCCAAAGAAAUUGAAGACAAACAGUAUAAUAAGUUUGGACAAAAAUAAAUUCACCUCAUGCUUGGUCAAUGAAUUGCCGCGUGCAAAGAGCGACAUUAGCAAACCGAAGAACCUACAGAGUGCAUUUGUACAAGAUGAAGAUAAAAAUGAAGAUUCUGGCCGCGAUAUUCAAAUCUCGGACGAUUGUGUAGAUGCGGACUUCGCAGAUGACUUUGUAGAAGAAAAUGGAUUUAGUGGGUCCAAGGAAGAUAUCGAAACCGCCUUCGAGGAUGACGAUUUAAACGAAUAUUUACAGACCGAAGUAUCCAGUCCACCGCGUUUGAAAAUCUCCAACAACAAGCCCACCGCGAUAUCGUCGAACGCGGAUUGUUCUGGAAGUCCAAAUGCUAGCGUAGACUUAAAAGAUAUAGCCAAAAACGAAGUGAACCAAGAUUUAACCAGUUCUGUUGAUCACCAACAACAAGAUGCCUUGGUAAACGCCAGGAGUGUGCCAAAGAGGAAUUCCCAACAUAGGUCUCCAAAGAAAUUGAAGACAAACAGUAUGAAAACUUUGGACAAAAAUAAAUUCACCGCAUACUUCAUCGGUGAUUUGCCUUGUGUAACGAGACGCAUUAAAAAACGGAAGAACCUACAGAGAGCAUUUGUACAAGAUGACGAUAAAAAUGAAAAUUCUGGCCGCGAUAUACAAAUCUCGGACGAUUGUGUAAUAGACGCGGAUUACGCUGAUGACUCUGCAGAAAAAAUGGGAUGGAAAGAAAAGAAAAAUAGCGUCCCCGAUAAAUUUAGUGGACGUAACGGAGAUAUUGAAACUGCCUUCGAGGAUGAUGAUUUAAACGAAUAUUUACAGACCGAAGUAUCCAGUCCACCGAGUUUGAAAAUCUCCAACAACAAGCCCACCGCGAUAUCGUCGAACGCGGAUUGUUUUGGAAGUCCAAAUGCUAGCGUAGACUUAAAAGAUAAAGCCAAAAACGAAGUGAAACAAGAUUUAAUCAGUUCUGUUGAUCACCAACAACAAGAUGCCUUGGUAAACGCCAGGAGUGUGCCAAAGAGGAAUUCCCAACAUAGGUCUCCAAAGAAAUUGAAGACAAACAGUAUAAUAAGUUUGGACAAAAAUAAAUUCACCUCAUGCUUGGUCAAUGAAUUGCCGCGUGCAAAGAGCGACAUUAGCAAACCGAAGAACCUACAGAGUGCAUUUGUACAAGAUGAAGAUAAAAAUGAAGAUUCUGGCCGCGGUGAGUAUAGCGAUGAUAUUCAAAUCUCGGACGAUUGUGUAGAUGCGGACUUCGCAGAUGACUUUGUAGAAAAAAAUGGAUUUAGUGGGUCCAAGGAAGAUAUCGAAACCGCCUUCGAGGAUGACACCGAAGUAUCCAGUCCACCGCGUUCAAAAAUCACCAACAACAAGCCCACCGCGAUAUCGUCGAACGCGGAUUGUUCUGGAAGUCCAAAGGCUAGCGUAGACUUAAAAGAUAUAGCCAAAAACGAAGUGAACCAAGAUUUAACCAGUUCUGUUGAUCACCAACAACAAGAUGCCUUGGUAAACGCCAGGAGUGUGCCAAAGAGGAAUUCCCAACAUAGGUCUCCAAAGAAAUUGAAGACAAACAGUAUGAAAAGUUUGGACAAAAAUAAAUUCACCGUAUACUUCAUCGGUGAUUUGCCUUGUGUAACGAGACGCAUUAAAAAACGGAAGAACCUCCAGAGAGCAUUUGCACAAGAUGACGAUAAAAAUGAAAAUUCUGGCCGCGAUAUACAAAUCUCGGACGAUUGUGUAAUAGACGCGGAUUACGCUGAUGACUCUGCAGAAAAAAUGGGAUGGAAAGAAAAGAAAAAUGGCGUCCGCGAUAAACUUAGUGAAUCUAAGGGAGAUAUUGAAACCGCCUUCGAGGAUGAUGAUUUAAACGAAUAUUUACAGACCGAAGUAUCCAGUCCACCGAGUUUGAAAAUCUCCAACAACAAGCCCACUGCGAUAUCGUCGAACGCGGAUUGUUCUGGAAGUCCAAAUGCUAGCGUAGACUUAAAAGAUAAAGCCAAAAACGAAGUGAACCGAGAUUUGAUCAGUUCUGUUGAUCACCAACAACAAGAUGCCUUGGUAAACGCCAGGAGUGUGCCAAAGAGGAAUUCCCAACAUAGGUCUCCAAAGAAAUUGAAGACAAACAGUAUGAAAAGUUUGGACAAAAAUAAAUUCACCUCAUGCUUGGUCAAUGACUUGCCGCGUGCAAAGAGCGACAUUAGCAAACCGAAGAACCUACAGAGUGCAUUUGUACAAGAUGAAGAUAAAAAUGAAGAUUCUGGCCGCGAUAUUCAAAUCUCGGACGAUUGUGUAAAAGACGCGGACUUCGCUGAUGAAUUUUUAGCAAAAAUUGGAUUGACGAGAAAGAAAAAUAGCGUCCGCGAUAAAUUUAGUGGAUCUAAGGGAAAUAUUGAAACCGCCUUCAAGGAUAACACCGAAGUAUCCAGUCCGCCGCGUUUGAAAAUCACCAACAACAAGCCCACCGCGAUAUCGUCGAAUGCGGAUUGUUCUGGAAGUCCAAAUGUUAGCGUAGAUUUAAAAGAUAAAACCAAAAACGAAGUGAAGCAAGCUUUCAUUAGUACUGUUGAUCACCAACAACAACAUACCUUGGUAAACGUCAGGAGUGUGCCUCGCAAGAGGCAAUCCCGAUAUUGUUCUCCAGAGAAAUUAAAGAAAAAUAAAGAAAGAAAUAAAAGAAACAAGAUAGCUUUGACCAAACAGAAAUUCACCCUAUGCUUCAUCAAUGAAUUGCCGCGUGCAACGAGCGACAUUAAAAAACCGUCGAAACUACAGAGUGGAUUAGUACAAGAUGAAGAUAAAAAUGAAAAUUCUGGCCGCGAUAUUCAAAUGUCGGACGAUUGUGUAAUGGACCCGGACUUCUCUGAUGACUCUGGAGAAGAAAUGGGAUUCAAUCCCAUCCCAUCAGAAAAGAAAAGUAGCGAUAAAUUUAGGGGAUCUAAGGGAGAUAAUGAAACCGCCUUCAAGGAUAACACCGAAGUAUCCAGUCCGCCGCGUUUGAAAAUCACCAGCAACAAGCCCACCGCGAUAUCGUCGAAUGUGGAUUGUUCUGGAAGUUCAAAUGUUAGUGUAGACUUAAAAGAUAACGAAGUGAACCAAGAUUUGAGCAGUUCUGUUGAUCACCAACAACAAGAUGCCUUGGUAAACGUCAGGAGGGUGCCUAAGAAGAAAUCCCAACAUAGUUCUCCAAAGAAAUUGAAGACAAACAGUAUGAAAAGUUUGGACAAAAAUAAAUUCACCCUAUGCUUCAUCAAUGAAUUGCCGCGUGCAACGAGCGACAUUAAAAAACCGUCGAAACCACAGAGUGGAUUAGUACAAGAUGAAGAUAAAAAUGAAAAUUCUGGCCGCGAUAUUCAAAUGUCGGACGAUUGUGUAAUGGACCCGGACUUCUCUGAUGACUCUGGAGAAGAAAUGGGAUUCAAUCCCAUCCCAUCAGAAAAGAAAAGUAGCGAUAAAUUUAGGGGAUCUAAGGGAGAUAAUGAAACCGCCUUCAAGGAUAACACCAAAGUAUCCAGGCUGUCGCAUUUGAAAAUCACUAAGAACAUGUCCAUCGCGAUACCGCCGAGAAACAGUAGAAUAAGCUUAAACGAAAAGAAAUUCACCGUAUGCUACAUCACUGAUUUGCCGCGUGCAACGAGCGACUUUAGCAAACCGACAAACACAGAGAUCAUGUUUGUACAACAUGAAUAUAAAAAUGAAAAUUCUGACCGCGAUAUUAGAAUCUCGGACGAUUGUGUCAUAGACGCGGACUUCAUCGAUGACUCUGCAGAAAAUUUGGGAUCUAAAUUUUGGGGAUUUCAAGGAGAUAUUGAAACCGCCUUCGAGGAUGACGCUGAAGUGUCCAGGCUGUCGCGUUUGGAAAUCAGCCAGAACGAGUACAUCGAGAUUUUACCGAAUGUGGAUUGUUCUGGAAGUCCAAAUGUUAGCGCAGAUUUAAAAGAUAAAGCCAAUAACGAAGUGAUCGAAGACUUCAUCGGUUCUGUUGAACAAGAACGAGAAGAAGAUACCUUGGUAUACGUCAAGAGUGCGGCUGCGAACGGUAAUCGGUGGACUCAAAAGAUAAUAAAAAGAAAUAGUAAGAUAAGCUUGGACAAAAAGAAAUUCACCGAGUGCUUCCUCAAUGGUGUGCCGCAUGCAAUGACGGACCUGCAUAGCGUAUUUGUAAAAGAAGAAUUUAAAAUUGAAAAAUCUGACAGCGAUAUUCAAAUGUCGGACGAGUGUCCAAUGGACGCGGACUUCGCUGUUGACGUUGCAGAAAAAAAUGGAUUAAGUGAAUCUGAGGGAGAUAGUGAAACAGCCAACGAGGAUGAUAUAUUCACCGGGUGCCUCCUCAAUGAAGUGCCGUAUACAACGAGUGAUAUUUGCAAUCAGACUGACCUAGACCUAGAAUUAUUUGUAAAAGAUGAAGUUAAAAGUGAACAUUCUGACAGCGAUAAUGAUAUCUCGGACGAGUGUCCCAUAGACGCGGACCUCGCUUUUGACGUUGCAGAAAAAAAUGGAUUAAGUGAAUCUGAGGGAGAUAUUGAAACCGCCUUCGAGGAUGACAAAUUCUCCGAGUGCUUCCUCAAUGAAGUGUCAUAUGCAACCAGCAGCACUCGCAAUCGGAAGGACCUGCAGAGCGUGUUCGUAAAGGAUGAAGUUAAAAAUGAAAAUUCUGACAGCGAUAUUCAAAUGUCGGACGAUUGUGUAAUGGACCCGGACUUCUCUGAUGACUCUGGAGAAGAAAUGGGAUUGAAAGAAAAGAAAAAUAGCGAUAAAUUUAGUGGAUCUAAGGGAGAUAUUGAAACCGCCUUCAAGAAUAACAAAAUUCAGAACAUGAGCGAUACGGGGGGCAUACCAUUGAAUGUGAAUAUUGAAGACAAUGCAACAUUGGAUUUGCAGUUUGAUUGUCUGAAAGUGGAGAUUGACAAUGGGCGGUCGCGCGAUGAGGCCGGGAGCGGGAUUGAUCCGGGGACUGCGAUGCACGAUCACCCAUCGGCCAAAGUCCCGGGCACGUUGAAGAGGAAGACCAAACGUUGCCCGGCGAAGAAGACGAAGAAAGCGAAAGGCGUCAAAGGAAACGGUGUAAACAAAAAGGUGAAAGGAUCAGAAGAGAAGCUUUAUACUACGAUCGAGCUUACGCACGAGCAGAUGCUCGACGAGAGGAACGCCGCUCACGGCUCCGAGAGCUUCCAAAGUUCGGCCUACAAAUGCGAAACUUGCAUUCUCGGCUUUCAGUACCGGCGGCCUUACGAAGCUCAUCUAAACUCUAGACACGCAAAGACCCUCGGCGAUUACGUAUGUCCUAUAUGCAAGACGGUGGUGAUGUCCGUGGACUCUUUCACGGCGCAUUACAGACGUCACAUGAGAAGGUUCCAGUGCAACUUGUGCGAGAAGAGAACCAUAGACAGGGGCCGUAUCAAGCAGCAUCUGUAUACGGAACACGGGGUCGUGAUGUCGACGAUCAAGUGUAAGCAGUGCGGGCACGUUUCCCGCUCCUUAGACAACCACAUACACCACUUGGACACGCACAAGGGAAGGUUCAAAUGCAAAGAGUGCACCAAAACCUUCAAACACAGAGGGGGACUGAAGAAUCAUGCGAUCGCGGUGCACGAACUCAAGAAUAACUUCCCGUGCAGCGUGUGUCAGAAGGUGUUCCGCUGGAAGAACAGCCUGAAGAGGCACACGGAGGUGCAUCUAGCCAAGGACACUACAGAGGCGGCCUACUGUGAAUCCUGUGGUAUAGGGUUCAAGUCGGUAUGCUCAUUUCAAAGACACAUGAAGAAUAGCUUGAAGCACGUGACACACGAUCAACGGAAAUACGUGUGCGAUCAUUGCAACCGAAGAUUCAUAGACAAGACGAAACUCCGAGAUCACAUUGAAUGUAAGCACAUGCAUAAGACGUACCAGUGCCACAUAUGUUUGAAGCCAUCUAAGAACAGAGUGAAUCUAGAUCAGCACAUAAGGAACGUGCACAAAGGGCGACCGAAUAAUAAAAUAUGCCAUCAUUGUGGCAAAGGAUUUCCGACCAAAGUCCAGCUCGACUCGCACAUGCGUACGCACACGGGAGAGCGUCCCUUCAUAUGCGAGUAUUGCCCGACCACGUUCACACAGAAAUCGAAUCUAUACAAGCAUUACAAACAGGUACACCUCAAUAUAAAAUCGAAGAGGUAUCCGCCGGUCAAGAAACCGAAAGACGCGCUAAACUGCCAACCGUCCAUCGGGGGGUUCGAGAGAAUCAAUGGCACGACGUACCCGCCCGAAAGAGGUCUCGUGCCGUGCUGAUUGAUGUGUUCGAGGCAAGUGAAGGAGUUAGAUGGUAUACUUCUUUCAGGCGACCCCCCCCCCCAAUCCCACUCUAUGUGGGGUCGGCGCGGUCCGCUCAUGCUACACAAGCAUCCGGCAUGACUUGUCGACGACCGGACGCCUGCCCCAAGUCGAUCCCCCCGGGUAAUGUCUCCAAUAGUUCGUCCACCCCAACGUGCGAUGAGGAGGGACCGUUGAUGAUACGUAUUCUAUCAAUAAUAAUCAUAAUAUCGUUUGUAAUACUCAUUUAGUUUCAAAAACCUGUUACAAGACUGAAAUAUAAUUUAUUGAUUUUAAAUUAAAAUAUGAAGAUAUAAUACACUGGGUGUUAGGAGACCGCUUCCGAAAACGAAGACAGACGAUAAUACUAAUGACGCAUUUGAUGAUGGAAUGGAAAAAAACGAUAUUGAUUUAAUAAAUAAAAAAUGUUUUUAAAACAUUUUAUUAGCAUUAUUUACGCUCCAUAAUGUUAGUACAGCUAAAUGAAACAGUUGUUUCAUAAAAAAUACAUUACUUGAAAAAAAAACCCAGCAAUGAAACACAAAAUUAAAAACAGCUGAUGCUCGGGUCAACGGCCGCCCGGGCGCGACGCGGCGCAGACUCGCGCGAUCACACAAAUACUUAUUUACAACAUUUGUCUAAAUAACUAUAAUUAGUAGUACUAUUGUUUGUCUUCGUUUUCGGAAGCGGUCUUCUAACAGCCAGUAUACCUAAUAUGACGUAUUUAUUAUUACUAGAGGUCCCGCAGUAGUCGAAAUUCGACUAUAAUUAAUUGGAAUUGUGAGUUUGUACACUAUUAAGAUUGUAUUUUAUACUUCUAUAAUCACAAAUUUCGCCAAGACUACAUUAUAAAAAAUAUUAACAAAGACAAACAAUAUUUAAUCUAUUCUCAAUUUGACAACAGACGUCAAGAACAAAAGUUUGACAAUAAAUAGUAUGCAUGCGUGUGUGCGUCAAAUACAUGGUAUGUAGUUGUGUAAUGUUUUCUUUAUUGAUUUAAUGUAUCUUUUAUGCAUUAUUUAAAAAACAUAUUAGCAUUGUGCACGUCUUCUCUAUAUUCUCUAUAAUUAUGGAAAAUUUCAUACUCCUCCGUCCGCGCCAUUUUCGUAAAAAGGGAUACAAAGUUUUUGCUUCACGUAUUAAUAUAUAGAUUAUUUUUAUUUUUCAUUCGCAUACUAAAAAUUGUGUACUGAUGUAUAUUUGGUAUAUCAAGGGGUGAACGCCUAUUUGGCUUAAGCUACAUUUUUGCAACAUUACACGAGAGCCAUUAAGGGUUUAAAAUUUGGAAAGAAUAUCAUGACAAAAAAAACUAAUUCAACUAUAUUUUGAUUAGAUAAAGUUAAUUGAAGUUUAACUAAAGACAACGAACUGUUGAUGCCAAUAUGACCUAAUAAUACCAGAUGCCAAAAUUGGCGGUAAUAAUACCAAAUAAAAUGCACCUUUAAUUACAAAGAUAAUUGUCGCGUGUUAAGCGAAAUGUCACGUAAACCAAAUAGCCUUUCAGCCCUCAAUAUAUAAAUAUAUUUACUGGUGGUAGAACCUUUUGUGAGUCGGCACGGGUAGGUACCACCACCCCUGCCUAUUUCUGACGUGAAGCAGUAAUGCGUUUCAGUUUGAAGGGCGGGGCAGCCGUUGUAACUAUACCUGAGACCUUAGAACUUAUAUCUCAAGGUGGGUGGCGCAUUUACGUCGUAGACGUCUGUGGGCUCCAGUAACCACUUAACACCAGGUGGGCUGUGAGCUCGUCUACACAUGUAAGCAAUAUUUUAUAUUUGUUAUUGGAUGUUCGUGUUGUUAUAAUAUCUGACAGACAUAAGUGAAUGUGGAUAUGGUACCUACUGUAAGCCGACCUAGUUGUGAAUUCGAUUCCAAUGUCCAUAAGAGGGCGGCGACAUUCCUAAUUCUCACUUAAGAUCAAAUGUGACGUGAACACGUUCAACUGUCUAUGGGAAAAAAGGGAUCACAGCCUACCCGCGUAGGUACCACCAUUCCCCCUAUUUCUGCCGUGAAGCAGUUAGCUUGGGGGAGGGGGGGGGGGGGCAGCCGUUUUACUAAAGACUUAGAACUCGUGUCUCAUGAUUGGUGACACGGCAAUCAAGUGGUUGAUAUCUAUGGUCUCCGGUAACAUAAAAACCAGGUGGGUUGAAAUUGUGCAAUACAAUAUUUAGAUAGACAUAAAUAUGUAUAUAUCGAGGGGUGAAAGGCGAUUUGGCUUAAGCGACAUUUAUCUUUGUAAUUAAAGGAGCGUUUUAUUUGAUAUCAGCAUCAACAGUUCGAUGUUUUUAAUUUGAACUUCAAUUAAGUUUGCUCCAUUCAAAUAGUUGAAGUUUUCUUCUCGAGAUAUUUUUUCCAAAAUUUUAAACUUUAAAAAGUUCUCUCUCUCCUGUAUACUUUCAAAAAUAUUGCUUAAACCAAAUAUUGCUUAAAUAAAAUUUCAGCCCUCGAUAAGUUGUCCCUUGUCCCGAGAGUUUAUUAGAAAGAUCGAGAAAAAAAAACCAACAUUUUUGUACUAAAAAUUGUAUUUUAUUCCUCUUAAUAGGUACAAUAAGGCACUUAUAUUAAUAAUUAUUGUUUAUAAAUUCGUCUAUAUAUAUGUUUAUAAAUUAUGUGGUGAAACUUAAAAAUAAAUUCAAUAAAAUUUGGUAAACUAAAAAACUAUUUGAACAACAUUGUAUGUAUGUAUAAUUAAAAUUUGUACGUAAA
Molecule: messenger RNA, 13176 nt
Organism: Bombyx mori (domestic silkworm)
Lineage: Eukaryota; Metazoa; Arthropoda; Insecta; Lepidoptera; Bombycidae
Exons: 73
Coding region: 4-10452 (3482 amino acids)
Biological process (GO): regulation of transcription by RNA polymerase II
Cellular component (GO): chromosome; nucleus
Molecular function (GO): chromatin insulator sequence binding; zinc ion binding
Source: RefSeq, a predicted model, not a curated record